AUGUGCUCAAAAUGCUUUCGCGACGAGGACCGGAAAGCGCAGGCAAAGCAGGAUGUGGCGGCCCAGGCAGUGGCGGCCACCGACCCAGCGCAGACGGCCGAUGUCGUGGCUGCACCUGCGUCCCAGCCUGCCGCUGAUGUCACGCCAAUGCUGAACGGCAGCCCUAGGGAUGUCGCCAUUAGUAGCGGCUGCCCGGCCCCAGCAGUGGCAGCAGAGGCUUCUUUCAGCGCAGCUGCAGCUAGCCCCAAGGCCGACACGCCUGGCAAGACCUCGACCAGGUGCCAGCAGUGCCGCAAAAAGGUCGGCCUCCUGGGCUUCCAGUGCCGCUGUGGUGGACUGUACUGUGGCCAGCACCGGUAUGCAGAGGACCAUACCUGCUCUUACGACCACAAAGCAGCGCAGCGCGCCAAGCUGGCCAAGGACAACCCGCUGGUGCAGGCCAGCAAGAUGCAGCGCAUCUGA
Molecule: messenger RNA, 462 nt
Organism: Monoraphidium neglectum
Lineage: Eukaryota; Viridiplantae; Chlorophyta; Chlorophyceae; Sphaeropleales; Selenastraceae
Product: Zinc finger A20 and AN1 domain-containing stress-associated protein 6
Exons: 2
Coding region: 1-462 (153 amino acids)
Molecular function (GO): zinc ion binding
Source: RefSeq, a predicted model, not a curated record